This is a messenger RNA of Dracunculus medinensis (Guinea worm), 1116 nucleotides long. NCBI's taxonomy places the organism in Eukaryota, Metazoa, Nematoda, Chromadorea, Rhabditida, Dracunculidae. The record is from the annotation of a GenBank genome assembly.
GUAAAUGAUCAUCCGUUUUUCAUAGUUCAUUUAAGCGCGCUUAUCAAACUGUUCAAACUGUGGAACAAAUAUUUGCCUAGAAUUAAACCAUUCUACGCAGUAAAAUGCAACAAUGAUGCGGUUAUGAUGAAGAUAUUGGCCAGUUUAGGCUGUGGCUUUGAUGUAGCAAGCAAAGCUGAGAUAGAUGAGGUAUUAACAACACCUGACUUACUCAUAUAUGCGAAUCCGUGUAAACCGCAGUCAUUUAUUACUUAUGCACACCGUCAAAAUGUUGUCCUCAUGACAUUUGAUAACAUGGAGGAGCUCGAUAAAAUUGCAAUUUAUCAUCCAAACGCCAGAUUACUUCUUCGUUUGGCCAUAAGCGAUCCAACAGCAUUGUGUCAAUUGAAUUCGAAAUUUGGUUGUCAUCCAGAAAAAGAAGCUAGAGAAUUACUUGUUGCUGCGGCCUUUCGAGACAUUUCUGUAGUUGGAAUAUCUUUCCAUGUGGGAAGUGGAUGCAAUAAUCCGGAAGCCUAUUGCCAUGGUAUUCACCACGCUAGAUUAUUGUUUGAUUUUGGUGCAGAAUUUGGUUUGCAAAUGAACAUCUUGGACAUUGGUGGAGGUUAUCCUGGAAAUGACAAUCUUCGAGUCUCAUUUGAAAAAAUAGUUAAUGUGAUAAAUCCACUAAUUGAUGAAUAUUUCCCGUUAUCUAGCGGGGUGAACAUAAUCGCUGAACCAGGGAGAUUCUUUGCUUGUAAGCCAUUUUCGCUCGCUGCCAAUGUUAUUGCUUCGACCAAGGUUACAACGAAUCGUUUAUCGGUUGAGAAGGAUGAAGAAGCCUAUAUGUAUUAUAUAAACGAUGGAGUUUAUGGAUCGUUCAAUUGCAUUUUCUUCGAUCACUGCACCCCGCGAGGGUUUCCUCUUGAAUUGAAUGAACCGAUAUUUCCAUGCACAGUGUGGGGACCUACAUGCGACAGCUUAGAUAUUGUAGAGAAAUAUGCUAUAUUUCGGAAACUCAAUGUUGGCGAGUGGAUUUUCUACAAAGAUAUGGGAGCGUAUACAUGUUCAGCAGCAUCAAACUUUAAUGGUUUCCAGAAACCGGAUCGCUACUAUUUCAUCAGUGAAGAUGAUUGGUAA